AUGCAAGCAACCACCCCCAAAACUGCCAAAAAGCCGAAGAUAGCUGCAUCAAGCGCAACAGAACUCACGCAGAAGAUGGAGACCCAGCUCAAGAAAGCCAACGAGGUCCUCGAGAAAAUGGUUGACACCAUGAGUGGUGACAACCCCCCACCAAACAUUCGUGACAUGCAGCAACAGUUGAUCGACAUGCAGAAUAACAUGAAGGACAUGGAAAGGAUGCACGAAGAUUUGCAGUAUGAUCUACAGGACUUGGAAGCACUUGCGGCUAACACACAUCAGACGCUUUUCAGACAACAGCAACGAGAUGCACUCCUCCAGACAGUGGUCAAACCUUGGCCAAGUGAGUUCUACGACGAAGACAGGGAGAGAGUCAUCAGAUACUACGCAGAGAAGGCCGGGGUCGAAGGACAGUACACACCGACGCAUGGCAGGAACGUGUACGGGCGGUACAAGCCAUCCACCGUCACCAUCAUGAACUGGAAAACAGAAAAGGCCAAACUUGAGUUUGAGAGCUACGUGUACCGCAGAUACAACAAGAGGUUUCCAGCCACUGUUUGGGACCACAACAACGCUACGGUGUACCACCACUCUGGCCAACCACACAGGAUCACUUUCUCACCGCAGGUAAGUGACAUGGAGAGAGACAUCAACCAAGCGAUCAAUGCCGCGCUACACAUCGUCACCACCAAUGACAAGAGUGACCUGGCCGGUACAUGGGGAAAAAUUGCUGUCAAGUGGCAAGAGAAACUGGCGAUGCGCACAGAAGACAAACUUGUGAUCUUCAAGCUGGUGCGAAACGAAGAAGACCCAAAGCUCCUGCAUUUCCACGUGCACAAAGACUACUACGAUGUGGUGUAUGACAAUUGGCGAGCUGGUUGGGCCGAAGCAAAUGCAAAGACAAAGUGGCCGGAUUACAACAAGUACCCGUACAUCAUCAAGUUCGCGCGAUUGAGAAGCAAUGAAGAGUACAGGACCAUGUACAACGCAAAGUGGGGAGGUGAAGAACACUGGGACAUGCAGAGACACACCGAUGAUGCGGCAGAGGCAAAGCAAAGCAACGGAGAUUGA
Molecule: messenger RNA, 1068 nt
Organism: Symbiodinium necroappetens
Lineage: Eukaryota; Dinophyceae; Suessiales; Symbiodiniaceae
Source: the annotation of a GenBank genome assembly